This is a messenger RNA of Pyricularia oryzae 70-15, 1174 nucleotides long. RefSeq lists its product as uncharacterized. Lineage: Eukaryota; Fungi; Ascomycota; Sordariomycetes; Magnaporthales; Pyriculariaceae. The record is from RefSeq and is a predicted model, not a curated record. Gene Ontology annotation, molecular function: translation release factor activity. The coding region runs from base 174 to 749 and encodes 191 amino acids. Gene Ontology annotation, biological process: mitochondrial translational termination. The transcript has 3 exons. Gene Ontology annotation, cellular component: mitochondrial large ribosomal subunit.
CGUGAACCUUGCUAGCUACGGGACAGUCAAGCAUCAGCCUAGACAACAGACAAACUUACUCUGCUGCCAUCCAACUCAAACUUAUAAUAUUUACUUUGCUCUAGCUGCGACUUUGAAAUCCGUCGCUGUGUCAUAACUGUCACACUUUUCUGUCAAUCUUUAUCGUUGUCAUCAUGUUCAGACUACAAGCUUUGACACGUACCGUUCUCAAACUGACACAUCCGACACGCCCAUUGGUUUUAAAAAGACCAUUUAGACGAGGUGCUAAUAGCAUCGAACUGGAUCCCAUCGCUUUAAAUGAAGCUCGAGAUUGGAAAAAGUCAGCAACUGCUAAUAUUCUACCACCCGGACAAACAUCCUACUCCAGGUCUAGUGGACCGGGAGGUCAACAUGUAAACAAAACUGAGAGUAAAGCUACAACUACAUGGCCACUCGAUGUGCUGCUUCCGUGUUUACCUAGAGUGUUACACAGCAGCCUCAAAGAGUCAAAAUACUAUGUCAAGGGGACAAACUCGAUAGCAAUGCAAGCCCAAACGUCACGCAGUCGUGAUGUGAAUGCUCAAGAGAACCGCAACAAGCUUUUUGAAGAGAUCCAGCGCAUAUAUACAGACACAGUUCCGGGAGAAACCACGCAGGCAACCACUGACAAGUAUAAAGCAUUGGAAAAGUUUUACAACAAAGUCAGACUUGCGUCCAAAAAGCACCACUCUGCCAAAAAGAAUUUCAGACGUGGUGGACCUGCAGAUUGAAAGGCCGGCCACUCCACUCCUGUCUUCUCUCAAUUAAUCAAAAGCAGCCCUAGCUAUGCUGAUUGCUGAUUUGAAUCUCACGAGAAACCAUGGCGGCUUUAUCAGCUACAAAAGAGUUGCCGGAUUGUUGCAAUUGACUUGCGUCAGUACUACCACUAUCAAUCUAUUCACCGGCCCCAGCGAUCAAGUACCAGACUACCAGUAAUGGAUGAUGAUAUCCUAGCCCAUCUGGAAUAACAGCCAAGUUGCCAAAUCCCAAAGACACGCGCGUUUAAAAUGGAUGGACGUCGACAUGCAGACGCGCCAAUUCUUUUUGAAUCUUGCAACAGCGGCUCAGUCCUAGGCGCUUCCCCAAACUCCUGUUAUGCAAAAAGUAGGACUAAAUAAACCUCUGGCGAUUUGGGGGCCACAAGCGGUGCGAGAAC